Molecule: messenger RNA, 2361 nt
Organism: Penicillium daleae
Lineage: Eukaryota; Fungi; Ascomycota; Eurotiomycetes; Eurotiales; Aspergillaceae
Gene: bioDA
Product: adenosylmethionine-8-amino-7-oxononanoate aminotransferase
Exons: 5
Coding region: 1-2361 (786 amino acids)
Biological process (GO): biotin biosynthetic process
Cellular component (GO): mitochondrion
Molecular function (GO): magnesium ion binding; dethiobiotin synthase activity; S-adenosyl-L-methionine:8-amino-7-oxononanoate transaminase activity
Source: RefSeq, a predicted model, not a curated record
AUGGCUCCUGUCGGUGCUGGUCUUUGGCGCACAUUGCGCGCGCACCAAGUCUAUGGUGCCAACACGGACGUCGGGAAGACAAUCGUCUCGACCGUGCUGUGCAAUGCUGUUCAGAGGCAGGAACAGAGGGCAGCAUUCCUGAAACCCGUCUCGACAGGAUCGCUGGAUGAUGCUGAUGAUCGGCAUCUGAAGCGCUAUGGGGUGGGAACCUUGACCAAGUGCCUCUACCAAUUCGAUGAACCGGUUAGCCCGCAUAUUGCAGCGAGGCAGAAGACCAUCCCUCGAGAUGAUGAUCUGCUCGCAUCUAUUCAUAAGACACUGUCUGACUGGGCCCGAACGGACAUCGACUUCGCCCUAGUUGAGACUGCGGGUGGAGUGCACUCACCAGGCCCCAAUGGAAACUCCCAAGCAGAUCUAUAUCGACCACUGCGACUGCCGAUUGUCCUUGUGGCUGACUCACGCCUAGGGGGCAUUUCUUCCUCCAUUUCCGCAUAUGAGUCCCUCCUGCUCCGAGGAUAUGACGUUCAAUCAGUAUUAUUGUUCCGCGACAAUUAUUAUCAAAACCAUGAGUAUCUUGGAGACUUCUUCCGCAACAAAAGCAUCCCCCUGGUGCCAUUGCCAGCUCCGCCUGCAAGACCAUCCCAGACGGAUGCCAGCGCGCUGGCCAAAGACGAAGAAGCCAUGUCUGCAUAUUACCAACGCGUCUCGCGAGAGUCAGAUAUCAUGCGUUUGCUUGAAGAAAUGAAUGCCAGGAACACUGAAAGAAUUGAACGCCUGGAAGAAAUGGCCAGCCGUGCUCAAGACCUGAUCUGGUACCCCUUCACCCAGCACCAUGGCAUGCGCCCAAAGGAUAUCACUGUGAUUGACUCUGCGCAUGAUGAUUUCUUCCAAACAUUUGGCUCCAGUCGUUCAGAGAAGCCAGACAGCGAGCUUCGCCCUACCUUUGAUGGCUCGGCUUCUUGGUGGACUCAGGGUCUGGGCCAUGGUAACCCCGAAUUGUCGUUGUCCGCAGCCUAUGCCGCUGGUCGGUAUGGCCAUGUGAUGUUCGCAGGUGCGGUGCAUGAGCCAGCGCUUGCUCUCGCUGAUAACUUGUUAAAGACCCUCGAUAACCCACGCUUCGCCAAAGUGUUUUAUACGGACAACGGUAGUACUGGCAUGGAAGUCGCACUGAAAAUGGGUCUUCGUGUGUCUUGCGACCGGUAUGGUUGGGAUGCUGCAAAGGAACAGAUCAGCAUUUUGGGGCUCAAGGGUAGCUACCACGGAGACACCAUCGGCGUGAUGGAUUGCUCUGAGCCAUCAACAUACAACAAGAAGGUUGAGUGGUACCGUGGCCGUGGCCACUGGUUUGACUUCCCUUUGGUCAAGAUGGUGGAUGGACAAUGGAAGGUAGAAGUUCCCGCAGACUUAAAGGCUGAGCUUGGUUCAGAUGUGGAGUUUGACUCCCUCGGCUCGGUGUUUGAUCUCCAGACCCGCCUAAGCUCCGAGACGAGUCUGCGUUACAAGGAUUAUAUUCGCAAAACUAUCAAGGAUCUGGUACACCGCCACGGGAUGAAAUUCGGUGCUCUCAUUCUAGAGCCUGUCAUCUUGGGUGCCGGAGGCAUGCUUUUCUGCGAUCCUCUCUUCCAACGAUGCUUGACUGAUGUCGUUCGUGACCACCCGGAACUGUUCUCACCCAACCCUCCGUCGCCUAAGGAUGCGUCAUCUUGGUCAGGCCUGCCAGUCGUUUUUGACGAGGUCUUCACUGGUCUCUACCGACUUGGUCGCCCGACAUCAGCAUCCUUCCUCGGCGUGCACCCCGAUAUUGCCGUAAACGCAAAGCUCCUCACUGGUGGCCUGAUCCCCCUGUGCACAACAGUUGCUAGCCAAGAGAUCUUCGAUACCUUCUCCAGCCCCGAGAAGAGCGAUGCCCUCCUUCACGGUCAUAGUUAUACCGCCCACGCAGUGGGAUGUACUGUUGCUGUUGACUCACUGAAAGCCAUGUCCGACAUGGACAGCAACGGCUCAUGGGAGAAAUUCAAGACCGACUGGAGCCAAAAGGACAUGGCUCCCGCGAAUGCAUCUGUCCCAGAUGUGUGGAGUGUGUGGUCCCAAAGUCUCCUGCAAGAUCUUUCCCGUGCCGAGUCUGUAGAAAGUGUUUUCGCAAUUGGCACUGUGCUCAGCAUCUCGCUCCGUGAUGCCCAGGGUGGUGGUUACACUUCCACCGCGGCCAAGGGAUUGCAACAGCAGCUUGCUAUUGGCAGUGACCAGUUCAAUGUCCACUCUCGGGUUUUGGGCAAUGUGCUCUACCUGAUGUCUAGUGUUACGUCAAAGCCCGAGUCGCUGCCGGAGCUGGAGAAUCUGCUGCGCUCGUCACUUGUCUGA